AUGGUGAUAGAACACCUGUCGGCACUGGCGGCGGACAGUGCUCAGGGAAGCAACGGCCAAUCGGUGCGGGAUGCCAUAGAACAGCAGCUGAGCAGCCUGUGCUGGGAAGCGGGCAAUGAAGAGCCUGACUUUGGUGAAAAAUUUAGAGAGCACCUCCAUUCGUCUGCCUCCGAAAACGUUGGUGCGGGUGGGAGAGUUGCAGUUCUUCCAGCGACGUACUUACACCGCCAAUAUAUUCGUCCUAUCACGAUUCCGGAAGGUGGAAGAGCUGUAUGCAUCCACUACGGAGGACGAGGUAUGGGCGAUAUGCCCGCAUAUCUCCUGGUCCUAGGCCCAGAGGUAAUCCUCCAAGACAGCGCAUUCAGUACUUCUGACGAAUUUAAGGCUCGAAAUUUCGCAUUGUUCGGUCUAUAUCUCAAAGGGGAUAGAGGAAGCUCUGCAACAAAGAGGCCGAGGACUAAAUUUAAAACGCUACAAGCAGUGAACCGACGUCUAAUGCGGAUAGGGCAGCCAUUAUAG
Molecule: messenger RNA, 519 nt
Organism: Aspergillus tanneri
Lineage: Eukaryota; Fungi; Ascomycota; Eurotiomycetes; Eurotiales; Aspergillaceae
Exons: 1
Coding region: 1-519 (172 amino acids)
Source: RefSeq, a predicted model, not a curated record